UAUUGGUAUUAUCAGUCAUGGUUAACAGAUGACUCUCGCACACCGCCCACCUCACUAUGGGCCAGGAACUGCAGUCCCUCCUCAACUCCCUCCACCCCCGGCACCAGCCCUCAACAUGGAGCCUUCUUCAAGCCUGGCCUACAGACCAACAUGGCGAGGGGGAAGGAUGGCCGAUACCAUUCCCUGCUCUGCGGCCGAGUUCCAAAUCCUUAGCUUGCUGGAAACCAUCAAACAGCAAAACGACCAGCUUGUGGCUAAGGUGAACCUGCUCACCAGUAGGAUGAACAGCACCCCGGGGCCAGAUGCGGAGAUGCCAGACAGCUUUCAGUUUCCCCUGGAACAAUUGGAGACAGUGGAGGCAUUUGAAAUGUUUUUAAAGGAACCGUCAAAUGGCCCAGCUCGACAGAGAGUGAUUUCAUCUUUGGCCACCAUUGGAGGCCAGGAUGUGAAGAGGGUGACCUGGAACAUCCUGGGCAGGCUGUUCACAGAUGAGGUCUCCCAUCAGAUCAAUUGGAAGGGUGUCAACAACAAAAAGCCUUUUAGUAGGAUGGCAACAAAGACCUUGCUUUUCAGUGCUGUGAGGAAAAACGUGGUGACGCGGUCAGCCACGGACGCGGAGGUCACCAAACACGCCAUCAGGUGGUUCAACCUGGCGGCGGAUCGGGCGGCGAGGAGACGUGUCCCUCCUCCAUCCACUCCUCCACCCGAAUAA
Gadus macrocephalus (Pacific cod) is the source of this 712-nucleotide messenger RNA. RefSeq lists its product as uncharacterized. The transcript is spliced from 4 exons. The record is from RefSeq and is a predicted model, not a curated record. Bases 29 to 712 code for a protein of 227 amino acids. NCBI's taxonomy places the organism in Eukaryota, Metazoa, Chordata, Actinopteri, Gadiformes, Gadidae.